This is a messenger RNA of Laetiporus sulphureus 93-53, 1523 nucleotides long. Its product is annotated as phospholipase C/P1 nuclease. The record is from RefSeq and is a predicted model, not a curated record. Gene Ontology annotation, biological process: DNA catabolic process. The transcript has 5 exons. The coding region runs from base 1 to 1350 and encodes 449 amino acids. Gene Ontology annotation, molecular function: nucleic acid binding; endonuclease activity. Lineage: Eukaryota; Fungi; Basidiomycota; Agaricomycetes; Polyporales; Laetiporaceae.
AUGUUGUUAAGACACUUGGCACAUUUAUUUGCAGUAUUAUCACUACUGUGUUUUGUGUGGCUGCUGGGAGUUCAUGUGUGGGGUGCAGCCGGCCACCAGAUCGUCGCUACGAUUGCGCAAAUACACCUCCAUCCAGCUGUCCUCCCCGUACUUUGUGACAUUUUCUACCCACCUGACGUGUCUCUAUCCACUUCGUUGGCAGCCCCUCCUUGCCAUCUUUCCUCCAUCACUAUUACAAUAGCAGCGCUAUUCUCAGCUGUGCCGUAUGUGCGAGGUACCCCGGCAUAUCGCUGGACAUCUCCGCUGCACUACAUCGGUGCCGUCGACGACCACCCCAGCGAUGCCUGCGAAUUUCCUGGCGAGCGCGGCUGGAACGGGCGGCGCAACAUGAACGUGCUCGCUGCCGUUAACAACAAGACCGCCAUGUUGGGCGAGUUCCUCGACGGCGAGCGAAGUUGGCACGAAGGCGAGGAGGCGCUCAAAUAUCAUAUGCCGCUGCAUCUGACAGGGAGGGAGAGGGGAGGGAACGGCGUGAAGGUGACGUUCGAUGGCCGUGUUACCAACUUAAAUUCCGUCUGGGAUAAUCUGCUCGUCGCGCAGGCUCUCCGUACUGUUUCCUCGAAGUAUACCCGUCCUCUCGCGGGAGCUCCUGGCGUCGAGGCCAACCUGCGGAACGCAAUCUAUGACCCAUACAUCCGCCGAAUAAUGCAUGAAGGCUUUGGCAUCGGUGCUGGAACAUCUGAAGGCAGCGGCCGUUUCGACGAGGUCGACGAAUGGCUCAGCUGCCCAGCAGAUAUCCAAUCUCCCACAAACGAACCGUCUUUUGUCUGGAGAGCGAUAGCACAGCUGGCGCAGAAGCUUCAGCGUAUGAUAGGUUUCGACGAUCCGAGCUUGCGGGUGCAGAAGCGCGAUCGUGCAAUGAGGCCAAGGCAUCAUCCAGGAACGGCGAAGCAGAGCUCUACCUCGGGAUGGCUAUGGUGGAGCCAGGGAGAGGGGGACCGCUGGGACGACGAAGUGCUCUGUCCCUAUGCGUGGGCCAGCGAGAUCCACAAACUCAACUGCGAGCUUCCCGUGUGGCCCGUUGAGCUUGACGCGAAUUCAUCUGCAGCUUUUCAUAGCUGCAGUGGCGAAGAUUCCGAUGCUGAAGUGGAGGGGAAACCGCGUCCGCACCCUGACCUGCUCGAGCUCGAUACGCCAAAUUAUGUCGGGAACAUCCGUACGCAAUGGGUCCUCGAGCGUCUGCUGGCAAUGGCGGGCAUCCGGCUUGCGGGGAUUCUGAAUGGCCUCGUCCUGGGUUCCGACCCUGAGAUGGAAGAUAUCUUAUUGUCUCCGGGGAGGAUUCAGUUGUGAUGUAUGCGGCAUAGAAGUACUUGACAAUGAUAGGAUGAGUGGCGCGUCUCUGCAUAUUGUAUUUGUAUUUGGGCUGUACAAGUUGUCUGUUGCUCGAGUAGCAUUUGGAUAUCGGAUUAAAGAUACCACUUGAUACUUUUUUUUUUGCCCAGAAUUGAGCUGAAUGGAAUGUU